Molecule: messenger RNA, 1251 nt
Organism: Brassica oleracea var. oleracea
Lineage: Eukaryota; Viridiplantae; Streptophyta; Magnoliopsida; Brassicales; Brassicaceae
Exons: 6
Coding region: 1-1251 (416 amino acids)
Source: RefSeq, a predicted model, not a curated record
AUGUCGACUCUGGAAACACCCAACUCCGAGACAGGCGCGAACCCCCCAACUACGGCGCCGGGAGGAGACGCAUCUACACGAGAAAAGGCCAAGGAUGCGCAGGCCUACGAUGUGGAGGACAGCGACUUGGAGCCCGAACCUGAUAAGGAAACAUCAGACGGAGCAGCGAGAACGAAGUCUCCUAUGAUCGCUCACCUUCACCAAAUGUUCUCCGAUAGGCUCUACGCCAUGCAGUCCAUGGUGGCUAUCCCCGAAUGCAGUAUCCCCACUUCUAUCUCUGCUUUCAAGAGAGGUCUGCUCCCCGACGGAGACCUCUACAAGGAACUGACCAAAUAUCAGUGCAAAAAUAUGGAAGACGUCCUAUCUCGAGCCUGGGCACAGGUCAAAUGGGAGGAAGACGUCGCCAGCCGUGCCAAGGCGCAGAAAAAUCUAGAUCCCAAGGCGAUCAGACGAGACCGAACCGAGCGAGACGAGAAACCCUCUCAAAGACCAGCUAGGGAAUCGAAGCCGGGGCAGGUCAAGUGGCCUCAGAUGAUGAAAGCCCCCGACUCUUUCCGGAACCCUAGCUUCUGGUGCGACUUCCACCGAGACCUUGGUCACAAAAUAGAGGACUGCGUCGCGCUAAAAAUCAAGUUCAACGAGCUGCUUUGGAAAGGGCACCUCAGGGAGUUCCUUUCCGAGAAGGCCAAGAGCCAUCUAAGGAAUGAGACAAUGGCCGCGAAGAAAAGCACCUGGAACGCCAAGCACGACCUAGAGGCAGCCAAGCCAAAACGCCUGCUCCUGGGAGCAGACGAGAUAAGCUUCACGGCCAAGGAGCAGGAGAAAGUCCUCACUCCGCAUCACGAUGCCCUAGUUAUCUCGCUCAAUGUAGCGAACUGCCUGGCUGCAUAUAAGGACCUGGGUCUAAAGGAAGGCGCUCUAACUCGGAGGAUAAACCCCCUUAUAGGGUUCAGCUGGGAAGUCAAACAAACCGCUGGGGAGGUAACCCUCCCCGUAUACGCCGAAGGAGUCAACAUGUCAACCAAGUUCCUUGUGGUUGAUUGCGAUUCAUCCUACAACAUGAUCUUAGAAUGGCCUUGGAUCCACGGAAUGGGGGCCGUCCCCUUGACUCUUCACCAAAUGAGCAAACCUCCGGCUCGUCACACCGAGGAACCGGAAGUAGAGGAAAUGGACGAGGAGCCAUUAACCGAAGGAGAUCAGAUCCGACAUCUCAAGAUCAGCUCCAAGCUAACCGAAGGACUGAGAAGAUGA